Cynoglossus semilaevis (tongue sole) is the source of this 2869-nucleotide messenger RNA. RefSeq names its product sodium-coupled neutral amino acid transporter 3-like. Gene Ontology annotation, biological process: serine transport; glycine transport; L-histidine transmembrane transport. Lineage: Eukaryota; Metazoa; Chordata; Actinopteri; Pleuronectiformes; Cynoglossidae. The transcript has 16 exons. The record is from RefSeq and is a predicted model, not a curated record. Gene Ontology annotation, cellular component: plasma membrane. Bases 469 to 1887 code for a protein of 472 amino acids. Gene Ontology annotation, molecular function: L-glutamine transmembrane transporter activity; glycine transmembrane transporter activity.
UGAUAUAGAAACCCAGAAAAGUCCCAAUGGACCAAUCUAUCUAGCUGAAUCUAGCUGAAAAACAUACACAUAUGUAUGAGAAGCUUUUCUUUCACUCUUACUUUUUUUUCUUUUUUUCUACUGUAUCCAAAAGGAGGACCCCCAACAUGUGACAUCACCAGAAACCUGAAACUGUCGCUCAUAGCAGCCCUCCCUUCUCUCUACUUGCUCCAACAUUUGCUUUCCUCUUUCCUCUUCUCCACCACCACUUCUCCCCAAGACAGGCUGUUCUUCUGGCCUCCACAGAAAACUCAAGCCCAACUAACAAAGGCUUCCAAGCUGAAACUUUACCUCCUCAAACCAGGAUUCCAUCCCAGUUAGGUUCUACCACUGCAGGAGUCUGCCACUGGAGCCACCUGGGUCAGAGUCUCUAGAUUCUCCAUUUAAAUCUACCUGAAGCCAUUACGACCAACAGAACCUGUCACAAGGAUGGAGCUGCAGAAGUUUCCGAACAGUAAUCACCACCAUGAUGCCCCCGUGUCUGUGGAGGCAGGAAUUCCAUCGGAGAAGACAAACUUCCUGCAACUAAAGGGUGAUGAACCAAAGAGAGCUCAGUUUACAGACUUUGAAGGUAAAACAUCAUUUGGCAUGUCUGUUUUCAACCUAAGCAACGCCAUCAUGGGCAGCGGCAUCCUGGGUCUGUCCUAUGCCAUGUCAAACACAGGCAUCGUCCUUUUCCUGAUCCUGUUGAUGUGCAUCGCUUUUCUUUCCUGUUAUUCCAUUCAUCUUUUACUAUGCAGUGCUGGAGUUGUGGGUAUUCGUGCCUAUGAGCAGCUCGGUGUCAGAGCGUUUGGUCAUCCAGGGAAAAUCAUGGCAGCUCUCAUUAUAACUUUACAUAAUAUUGGAGCCAUGUCCAGUUACCUAUUCAUUGUAAAAUAUGAGCUACCACUGGUUAUUCAAGCUUUUCUGGAUGAGGCAUCCAGCCUCGACAACUGGUACAUGAAUGGAAAUUACCUCAUCAUCAUAGUCACUGUCUGCAUCAUCCUACCGCUCGCCUUGAUGAAACACCUGGGUUACCUUGGCUACACCAGUGGAUUCUCUCUGACCUGCAUGCUCUUCUUUCUCAUAGCGGUCAUCUACAAAAAAUUCAACAUCGCCUGUCCUCUGGAAGUGUUUGGUAACUUCUCUGAGACUUCAACCACUGCAGACGAAACAUGCACUCCCAAAUAUGUCACUAUCAACCAGGAGACAGCCUAUACCAUCCCCAUCCUGGCAUUUGCUUUUGUGUGUCAUCCUGAAGUGCUUCCCAUUUAUACUGAACUGAGCAACCCAACCAAGAGAAGAAUGCAGAACAUUGGCAAUGUUUCCAUUCUGGGGAUGUUCACCAUGUACUUCUUCACUGCCAUAUUUGGAUACCUGACCUUCUACGACAACACUGAAGCAGAGCUGCUGCACACCUACAGUAAAGUGGACCUUCUGGACACACUCAUCCUGUGUGUGAGACUGGCUGUUCUAGUGGCUGUCACUCUGACUGUACCCGUGGUUCUGUUUCCUAUCCGUCGUGCCCUUCUGCAGCUGCUGUUUCCAGAGAAACCCUUCCACUGGAUUCGUCACACUGCCAUAGCAGUGUGUCUGCUGUUCGCUGUCAACCUGCUGGUCAUCUUCGUUCCAAAUAUUCGAGACAUCUUUGGCAUCAUUGGUGCAACCACUGCUCCCAGUCUGAUCUUCAUCCUUCCUGGACUAUUUUACAUUCGCAUCAUCCCCACUGACCAGGAGCCAAUGAAGUCCAGACCAAAGAUUCAGGCGGCAUGUUUCACAGCAUUAGGUUUCAUCUUCAUGACCAUGAGUCUGACCUUCAUCGGAAUCGACUGGACAAGUGGAGAAAAGCGAAAUCUUGGUGGACAUUAGUUCAAACCCUGCGGCACUUAAGUAAACUCAAGAAGCUGCUGCCCUUCCUCACCCGUACUCAACAGAGCAGGACUAAAACCAACGGCAAGAGGUUCUGGGAUCUUUUUUUAUUAAUCAAUGAUCAGUUGACUUCAGUGGUGUUGAGAUGUAACCAACCCAGGUUAAUAAACCGUUCACACCAUCAAGGGUUAACCAUAACAGGCUGAAUCCUACAAGGGUCAAUUUUUACAACCGUCGCUGCAAAGCUUCGUACUGGACCUAGCUUUGCCCAUUAUUAUCUUCAAGGAAAAGCCUAAGUGUGUCCGCACCCUGUGGAAGUAAUGGCAUUACUCCAGCUGAGCAUUCAGCGUUUUAGCACUAGAACUACUUAUAAUAUUUGCUCAAGGAGCUAAAAAGCAACAAAACAAAAUCCAAUAAUUGGAUAUUUGCUAAGGAGGAGCAAACAGGCACAGAGGCAUUAAAUGUCAGCAGACCAAAAAAAAUUAUAAAGUAUUUAAAGUGUAUGCAUUAAGAAAUACAGGAUUAUGUCAUUAUGCCCACACAUUUUUUUCUGAAUAUAUUUUUCCCCAUUACCCAUUUUUGCCAAACCUUAUUAGUGACUCGGUGUAAAUCCCUUAAAAACAUAUUUUUACAUCAGUGUAAAUGUGUGUCUUAAAGUGCAAUGUUAUUAUUAAACUGGCCAAAUACCUCAGAUGUGAUGGGUUAGUAUAACUCACAGAAUUUAAGUAGACAUUAAUUGUUGAUCAAUUUAAACUAAACAUUUCUUUUUGAAAAAUACUGCAAAACUAGCUUUCAACUUGAUGGAAAUUUGACUGAUGUAAAUCUUUGCAAAAACAUAAUGUGAUUCUUUUUUAAUUCAUGCUACAGGAGUCAUCAAAACCGUCUGUUUCUAAAGCAAAUUCAUAAAAGUUGCAAACGCAUCAACCUUGACAAUGCAGACAUGAACAUUUAAAUUUGAAAAUAAAUUCAAAGUUUACCUGGA